UGUAGUUUUUUUUUUUGCAUAAAAGUGACUUUUACAUUCUUCUGUUCGAAUCUCUUUACACGCACUGAACACUAGUCUUAUUUAUAUGUCUAUUCAUAAUUACUCUGUGAAUUAUUCUUUCUUCUUCAAGUGAGGAAGGCAACGACCGCAGAUGUACAGUUUGAAAUGGAAAAGUUUUCCUCUAUGCUGAAGUUUGCUGUCUCAUAUUCAAGACUUAGAAGUUUAAAGACACUUCAGAAAAGGUGCAUAUCAUCCAGCUAUAAGUUACAGUAUAAAUGGGAGCCUGAUGAUCUGAAACUGGAGCCUGACGUUCCAGAGUAUGAGACCCUGAAUAUCAAAAUUCAAGGUUAUGACUUCCCAGUACUAGAGUCUUUCUCUAAAUAUGUCUAUAGAGUAGCAUCUAACAUGGAUAUUGAUUGUUCAAGAUAUCCAGUACCUGCCAAAAAGUUGGAUAUAAAUUCAUUACAGUUCCAAUCGAAGGUUGUAACAGACUCCUUCAAACUUAAUUAUUAUGAAAGAGUCGUGCAGUUGCAAAAUCUUCCAUCAACCAAGCUUCAAAUUCUGCUGGAAAUGAUUUGCGGGAAUACACCAGAGGGAGUUAAUGUUACACUGAAGGAGAAUACACUAGAAGAUGAAGAGAUGUUAUAUAUACCAGAUCAUCAGAAACGUAAAAUAGAACAAAUGAUUGAAGAUCUAGAGCUAAGGAGAGCCAAAUAAAGAAAAUCAUUUAAUUGUUGAGUAGAAAUUUAGUGAAUAAAAUGAUGAUCUCAAA
This is a messenger RNA of Mercenaria mercenaria, 772 nucleotides long. RefSeq names its product 39S ribosomal protein L48, mitochondrial-like. The record is from RefSeq and is a predicted model, not a curated record. Gene Ontology annotation, cellular component: mitochondrial ribosome. Bases 166 to 717 code for a protein of 183 amino acids. The transcript has 7 exons. NCBI's taxonomy places the organism in Eukaryota, Metazoa, Mollusca, Bivalvia, Venerida, Veneridae.